Messenger RNA from Lates calcarifer (barramundi perch), 1252 nucleotides. Its product is annotated as endonuclease domain-containing 1 protein-like. Gene Ontology annotation, molecular function: nucleic acid binding; hydrolase activity; metal ion binding. Lineage: Eukaryota; Metazoa; Chordata; Actinopteri; Centropomidae. The record is from RefSeq and is a predicted model, not a curated record.
UAAUGGAAAGGGAACAGCUCUCAAUUCAUUCACACACCACUGCAUUUGGCCUUUGAGCAUUUGACUGCUGGAUUAUCAGAAUGUCCCAUUUUUAUUCUCCGUCCGUGUUCGUCCUGGUCUUCUUUGGAGCGUGGUGCCUGUGUGCAGCUGAUGUUGGGGAUUUCGCUCCAUGCCUGCAGUUCUUCUACAUGUCCUGGCCUCCUAAAGGCCUGGCAGGGACCCCGAUCUGCCAGCGUUACAUCAACCAGUAUAGAUUUGCCACGUUGUACAGUCGACCGCGCCGCUCUCCAUUGUUCUCGGCUUAUUUGUACACAGCACCAGCAGGAAAGAGGCCCCCAGCAUCUUGGAAGUAUGAGCCACAGUUAGCCUACCCAGGAGCUGAUGGCAACAUGAUCACCUUCCCUCCAGGCCCUGUGGACCAGAACGUGGUGGACAGCCAGGCGGUGGAGAUGGACUACACUCAUUCCACCUACUCUCGUGGCCACUUGAACCCCAGCCUUCACCACCAGAGCCACGAGGACCGCUCCGCCACCUUCACCCUCACUAAUGUGGUUCCUCAGAAGGAAGGCUCUAAUGAAGGGCCCUGGAAGGACCUGGAGCAGAUUGUCAACAAGGCCUUAGUGGCCUACUGUCUUGGAAGGGCUUACGUAGUGACCGGCAUCAUCCCUUACCAGACUGAGGAGCACUGGCUCAAGAAUCAUCGUGUGGCUGUGCCUGAGUAUCUUUGGUCAGCCUACUGCUGCCCGAACUACAACAAUAGUCUUCCAAAAGAACUGAAGGACACCUUUCCCACAUAUGCUGCUAUAGGCCGCAACGACCCCAACAGCACUGAGGAGAUUGUACCUGUUAACAAGACGGCUAAGCUACUGUUCAGGGGAUACGAUGUGAGACAGAUGCCACUGGAAACACUUGAGAUGUAUCUGAAGGACAGGUUUAGUACUGUUUUCAGUGUUUUUUAUGAGCAGUGCUCUGGAUCAGACUGAACCUGCACAGACUGACACAAUGUGGCUGUGUUUAUGCCAGAAUAAGUAUACUAUAUACGCCAGUUAGCCACAACACUAAAACCACUGACAGAUGAAGUGAAAAAUAACAGCAAACUAAAAAAAAAACUGACAGAUAAAGUGAACAAUGAUCAUCUUGUCACAAUACAUUGUUCUGCUGGGAAACUUUGGGUCCUGGGAUUCCUGCAGAUGUCACUUUGCACACAUGCCAACCACCACCAAACAAAGCACACACCCCCCCCCCCCCCCCC